AAAUUCCGCCCCCCUCUGCUUCUAUUUUGCGCUUUACAUUUUCAUUUCGUUUUUUUUUUUUUUUUUUUUUUAAUUUAUUUCUUGUCUUUCAAAAUUUUCUACUUCUCUCUUUCUCUCUGUUUCUCUUCGAGGAAUUUUCAGCAUAAGCAUGUUUCAGGCGCUCACUCAGAUCUGAUGUCUGUCUCGGAAUUUCAUUUAAAUUUUCAGUCGCGGGUUAAUGAAGCUAGAUGGUUUUUCAGCUGGGAGCACAAGAAGCUCCAGUGAUCUCAACUCAUCAUUAUUGACCAUUCUUAUAAAAGGUUUCUAUCCUAGAAACGUUAUAAGAUAUUUAAAGUAGUAAUUUUUUUUGAAGAUCUCCUGGUUUUGGUGCUUACGGUAAGAUGGACAGGUCAGACACAUCAGGCUUUGUUAGUGGGGGAGGUAGCUUCAUAAAAUUUCUCAUUGUUCUCUUAGUUCGCAUAUGAUGACCUGCUAACUGUAUCUGCUAAAAACCUACCCUCUACUUGGUUCUCUUACUCUCUUACUGCUACUAUCAGUAAAAUGGAUCUGAACAAGAAGAAUUUACCGUUUUCUCAUGAUUGUGAAUUAACAAAAAAUGACAACAUUGGUGAUACUGCACUUUGUUUGAAUUGCCCUGGAGUUGGGGGAAGCAAUCCUUCUAGAUAUAGGUGUACUGAAAAUAGUCAUGGGGUUAACUUUCCCAAAGCUCCUGAUGAUGGCUGCAGGUUGGUACUUGGACUGGGCCCAACACCAAGUAUAUACAGUGAUGAUUAUUACGAUUUUACACUCAAAAGGAGUAAUGCAUUAACAACCAAUUCAUUGCCCAAGGCAUUGCCAUCUGAGGGUGAUGCAAUCCUCCAACUUGGCCUUUCUGGAGGGAAUAAGGAAGCUUCAAGUGUGCUUGAUUGUUCAGUUUCUGCUGAGACUGAUGUUAAUACACCUUAUAUGCCCCAUGAGUCAACUACUGGAGGUAACAAACUCUUGAUUCCAGUUGUUGACGAGGGUUCUACCUCAGCAAAGAAAUCAGGAGGGUAUAUGCCGUCACUUCUUCUGGCUCCAAGAAUGGAAAGAACCAUGGUCUCAUUGCAGACACAAGAACUUCUAGAGCCUGGGAUAAGACCUCUGUUGACCCACGAACAAUCUAAUACAAUGGAAUACUCGAUAGACACCACCUCUGAACAGGCAACUACUACGACAUAUUCAGACCAGCGAAACAACAAUUCUAAAAAAUGCAAAUUUAUGGGCUGUAUUAAGGGAGCACGAGGGGCAUCAGGUCUUUGUAUUGGUCAUGGUGGUGGACAGAGAUGCCAAAAACCUGGGUGCAACAAGGGUGCCGAGAGCCGAACUGCCUUCUGUAAGGCCCAUGGUGGAGGAAAGAGGUGUCAGUACUUAGGUUGCACUAAAAGUGCUGAGGGGAAAACAGAUUAUUGCAUUGCUCAUGGUGGUGGCAGGCGAUGUGGAUAUCCAGGUGGAUGCACCAAGGCUGCAAGAGGAAAGUCAGGGCUUUGCAUCAGACAUGGUGGGGGAAAGAGAUGCAAGGUUGAUGGUUGCACACGCAGUGCAGAAGGACAGGCUGGUUUAUGCAUCUCACAUGGGGGUGGACGUCGCUGCCAGUAUCAGGGCUGCAACAAGGGUGCGCAAGGCAGCACCAUGUAUUGCAAGGCGCAUGGUGGAGGAAAGCGUUGUUCAUUCCAAGGAUGCACCAAGGGAGCUGAAGGGAGUACUCCCCUAUGCAAAGGGCAUGGUGGGGGAAAGCGCUGUCUCUUUAAUGGUGGUGGGAUUUGCCCCAAGAGUGUUCAUGGUGGCACAAACUUUUGUGUUGCCCAUGGUGGGGGAAAGAGGUGUGCUGUUGCAGGCUGCACAAAAAGUGCUCGUGGUCGGACUGAUUGCUGUGUCAGGCACGGUGGAGGUAAGCGGUGCAAGUACGAUAACUGUGGGAAGAGUGCACAGGGAAGCACAGACUUCUGCAAGGCUCAUGGUGGGGGGAAGAGAUGCAGCUGGGGAGAAGGCAAAUGUGAGAAAUUUGCAAGGGGCAAGAGUGGUCUAUGUGCUGCUCACAGCAGCAUGGCCCACGAAAGGGAACAGAGCAAAGGAGGAGGUCUUAUCGGACCAGGACUCUUUCACGGUCUUGUUUCUGCUGCUUCAACUGCUGGUAGUAGCUUUGACAAUAAUCAUUCUUCUUCAGGAAUCAGUGUUGCAUCUGACUGCAUUGAUUCUCUGGAAAGGUCACCACCAAAUAGACAGCAUCUCAUCCCCCCACAGGUACUUGUUCCUCUGUCCAUGAAAUCUUCGUCAUCUUACUCGAACUUCUUGAGCGUUGAUUGGCCAGAGGAAGGAAGAAACAAGUAUGGGGCAAGUCAUGGUAGCAGUAGCAGUGGGAGAAAGAGCUUGGAGUUUUCAAUUCCAGAGGGGAGGGUCCAUGGUGGACCUCUCAUGUCAUUGUUUGGUGGUAAUCUGAACAAUGCAAUUGAUGGGAUCUGAAUCUGAAGAUUCAGUCACUUUGUGAAAUUGUAGAAUAUUUUAGUUUCUGGGACACAUUGGUGAUGAAAAUUGUGUAUAUUGUAUUAUUUGUUUGUUCGGUGACUCUCGUACAUAAAGUUUUUGUUGAUAGGUUGUGGUAUUUCAUUGUGAUGUAAUGUGGCCCUCAUUCAUCAAUACAUUGGUUAUGCUGUUUUCGAUGCA
Molecule: messenger RNA, 2682 nt
Organism: Ziziphus jujuba (common jujube)
Lineage: Eukaryota; Viridiplantae; Streptophyta; Magnoliopsida; Rosales; Rhamnaceae
Exons: 2
Coding region: 541-2481 (646 amino acids)
Source: RefSeq, a predicted model, not a curated record